Hypomesus transpacificus is the source of this 2992-nucleotide messenger RNA. Its product is annotated as guanine nucleotide-binding protein subunit alpha-13-like. The record is from RefSeq and is a predicted model, not a curated record. Gene Ontology annotation, cellular component: heterotrimeric G-protein complex; brush border membrane. Gene Ontology annotation, molecular function: guanyl nucleotide binding; G-protein beta/gamma-subunit complex binding; GTPase activity. The transcript is spliced from 5 exons. Bases 309 to 1442 code for a protein of 377 amino acids. Lineage: Eukaryota; Metazoa; Chordata; Actinopteri; Osmeriformes; Osmeridae. Gene Ontology annotation, biological process: Rho protein signal transduction; adenylate cyclase-activating G protein-coupled receptor signaling pathway.
GUGCUUUAGCGCGUUAGGCUAUGUUUGCAAGUAGGCCUGUCAUCUAUAGGCUGUACGAAAAUGCUGUACCACAUCAUUAUGAAAACAUCUUAAUUUAUUCUAACUGAAAUCUGAUUUCGCAUGAAGAAAGAUUAUAGAGCUUGGUUCAGCGAAUUUUUUGUAUCUUGAAUAUUUGUUUGGUAGAGUGGCUCCCGUGAAGAAGUGGGGCUUGGUCCCGAAUAGACAGACGAGAGAUCAGCGUUUCCACGCUUCACACGAGCGCGCACGGUCUCUGCCGCCCGCUCUGCAUCGAUGAAGUUUGUUCGAACAUGGCGGAUUUCCUGCCGUCCAGGUCCGUGUUAAAUGUGUGUAUCCCUGCAUGUCUCCUCAAUAGUACCGAGGUGGAGCAGCUAAGAAAAUCUAAAGAAAUCGACAAAUGUCUCUCCCGGGAUAAAACAUACGUAAAGCGGCUUGUAAAAAUCUUAUUGUUGGGCGCUGGCGAAAGCGGCAAGUCUACUUUCCUAAAACAAAUGCGGAUAAUACACGGACAGGACUUCGACCAACAAGCCAGAGAGGAGUUCCGAGCUACUAUUUACAGCAAUGUUAUCAAAGGAGUGCGUGUGUUGGUGGAUGCGAGGGAGAAGCUACACAUUCCCUGGGGAUGCCCUGACAAUCACACUCAUGGGGCCAGUUUGAUGGCGUUCGACACCAGGUCAGCGAUAAUGGCCCAGGGCCAGGUGGAGAAGAGUGUGUUCCUGCUGUACCUGCCCUCCAUCCAGGCUCUGUGGGCUGAUACAGGGAUACAGAACGCUUAUGACCGUCGCAGGGAGUUCCAGCUGGGGGAGUCUGUUAAAUAUUUCUUGGACAAUGUAGAAAAACUUGGUGAGCCGAACUACAUUCCCAGCCAGCAGGAUGUUCUGCUGGCCCGGAAGCCCACCAAGGGCAUCCACGAGUACGACUUUGAGAUCAAGAACGUGCCCUUCAAGAUGGUGGACGUGGGGGGCCAGCGCUCAGAGAGGAGACGCUGGUUUGAGUGCUUCGACUGCGUCACGUCCAUUCUCUUCCUUGUAUCUUCCUCUGAGUACGACCAGGUGCUGAUGGAGGACCGGGAAACCAACCGCCUGCAAGAGUCUCUUAACAUCUUCGAGACCAUCGUCAACAACCGCGUGUUCAGCAACGUGUCCAUCAUCCUCUUCCUCAACAAGACGGACCUGCUGGAGGAGAAGGUGCAGAGCGUUCCUCUCAGGGACUACUUCCCAGAGUAUACUGGGCCGGAAAGCAGCCUGCCGGAAGUGCAGAAGUUCCUGGUGGACUGUUUCCGGGGGAAACGGCGUGACACGACACAAAAGCCCCUCUACCACCACUUCACCACCGCCAUCAACACGGAGAACAUACGCCUGGUGUUUCGGGAUGUCAAGGACACCAUUCUCCAUGACAACCUGAAACAGCUCAUGCUCCAGUGACCUGAGAGACCUGAAGCUGACCUGAGUGAGGUUGACCUCUGAGAGAGGGUGAUAGAGCGACCAGGAGGAUCUGCAAGACUCCCCUUCUGUGGUCUCAAUGUUUUUAUUUGGUUUUUACUCCUUGUUGACGAUUGAUUGACUGAGAGUUUUUUCUGAGGCCAGUAUAGGCUACCUAUAGGAGGGACUGAAUCAUGAUGCGGGUUACAAGAACAGGAGCAAAUAAAUGCUGGAUAGGCACUGAUGUCAGAUCAGUGGGAGCCCUGCCUGCUCUGUCUUCCUCUCUGAAAGCACCUACACUCCUAUAACCUGAGAACAGCUCUGCUGUGUAGUAAAAUAGACUCCCACAGCCCCUUUCUAUAGGUCUCAAGAGACUUAUUCACUGCUGAAAUGUGGCCUUGGGAGGUGUGUGUGUGUGUCUUUAUGUUAUUGUGGGUAUGUUUGUGUGUGUGUGUAUGAACAAAUGUUUGUGUUUGGUUAAUCCAAAGUCUUGUUUCCCAAUCAAUUGAUCUGCAUGCUUUAUGAAACCUGUGUAACAAGAAAAUUCAAUUCAAAAAUGUAAUUUCUUCAUGGUCUGGAGCAUACACACACACACACAUACACCAAUACGCAGGGCUAUACGCAGGGCUAUUAUGGCUGUUGGCCUACAGACAUAAUAUAUUCUCAGGGUUGAAUGGAGACCACUGUCAAUUAUGUCAUUAUUAUAAUUGAACUAAAACUUUCUAAUAUAAGUGCCUCAGAGUUGUUCUCUGCCUUGUCUAUCCAGUAACUGUUUGUGUAGGUGCCUGGUAGUAGUGCAGGUGCCUGGUAGUAAAUACUGUAUCCUCAUGGCUUGUGUUCUCUGGAGCUCACACAGUGCUGUACUCUUGGAUGCUUUUGUUAAUAGAUGUACAGAGAUCCACUGUAGUUCGUUCUGUAGAUUUGGAAUAUGACAUGUUUUUGUUCCGUUUCCUGAAUGUAAUACUGUAGCCAGUUUGUAUAGUCACAUGCAGGCCUUAUGUUUAAUUCUGUUUCUCUUUCUGCUCUUUCCACCUUCCCUCUCUGACCUGUCUCACACUAGCUUCAUCAACGGGUCUGUCUUAGUGUAGUCCAAAGGGGUUAAUCAGCUUGGUUGCUUGAUGAGUCCUAGCUGAUCCUCAAUCAGACCAUGCAUGCUAAGGUGGAGUGGAUGUGAGUAUGUGUGUGAUUAGUGUGACUGCCAAAUUACAGUUUCUUCUUUACUGGGAUCAACAGUCAAAGACCCCAUUGAAUACAUAUUUUGCCUUCCCUUCUCCUCAUGUCUGAUCAGCCAUGAGACCUGAGUUGCUGGUACUUCUUACCUGGCCGCCUUCUACAUAUCUGUCUGUACAAUACCCCAAGGUUUAUUGUCAUAUGGUUGUUAUAAAUGAAUUGCAGAUAUUUGUUGUACUUUACUGAAUGUUUCAGAUUUUGCCUUACUUAUGAUUUGUGUUUUUUCUGUAUGCCUUUGUCAUUUCUUCUCCUAAAAUCUAUUAAUUCCUCUCAGAGAUGAGUCUAAUGCCUAACUGUUCCAAUAAAUUACAUUUUCUAAUGGA